AUGGACGUUGUCACCAGCAACGACAGGUACGCACUGUCGUCUGUCCAUGUUAUAAUGCCCAAAAGCUUGUUGGCGGUGAUUAAAUAUGGAUACGACUUGACCAAACUUUUGCUCACUGUUGGGGGCGUUGAAGACAAUAAGGGCGACGAUUGGGGCGUAUUUGAAGGAGGCGCAUCGUCGAGCUGGCCUGAUCGAGACGAGAAAUUGGCUCGAAGAUCGUCUGUUUCCUUGACCUUGAGUCCGCCAGACGCGUUGAUGGGGUUGAGUCCUGUUGUUGGUUGGGCCUCGGAAAUGUUGGAGCUGAUCGACGUGGGCGUCAAGCUCGGUUUUAACCCAGAAGAGACGUCAGGAUUGGACGACAUGUUGUUCCGGUUCGUGUUUGCAGAACUUCAAACAGUCAAAUAG
Ogataea philodendri is the source of this 405-nucleotide messenger RNA. RefSeq lists its product as uncharacterized. Lineage: Eukaryota; Fungi; Ascomycota; Pichiomycetes; Pichiales; Pichiaceae. The coding region runs from base 1 to 405 and encodes 134 amino acids. The transcript has a single exon. The record is from RefSeq and is a predicted model, not a curated record.